Messenger RNA from Melozone crissalis (California towhee), 969 nucleotides. Its product is annotated as skin secretory protein xP2-like. The record is from RefSeq and is a predicted model, not a curated record. Bases 1 to 969 code for a protein of 322 amino acids. NCBI's taxonomy places the organism in Eukaryota, Metazoa, Chordata, Aves, Passeriformes, Passerellidae. The transcript has 3 exons.
AUGGAGGCUCCUUCUCUCUCCAGCUGCGGGGCGCUCCCCACUAACGGGGAGGGCGCCCCACACAGGCUGCCAGCUGAAGGGAGCACAAAGGCUCCCAGACCCGCAGCCUGCUUACAGGCCGGUCCACACCCAGGGAGCCGCAGAGCUCGGCCUUCCCCAAGGCAACAGGAACCUGACUUUAGAGUCAGGCAGUCCAGCUCACGGCCUAAAGCCGAGGGGCCGCCAGCCCAGCCCCGAGGACAGGGAGGGCACACGCCCGGCCCCGUGACUCCUGGCCCCACGCCUCUGAAAGGCCGGGGCCAGGCACACCCGCCUGAUUACAGGGGGUCCCUCCAACCGCCCGCCGAGGCCAGGGGACGCACAGAACCCCACUUACGGGGCCGCCCCCCGCUGCCCGGCACCCCCCAGCAAGCAUACGGAGCACAGGCUCCGGCCUGCGCCCCACUUAGGGACAGGCCGGAGCCCGGCCGCAGCGCAGCACGGCAACACGGCCGUCUGCAGAGCCCCGGGAGCCUCCUGCAGCCAAAGGAGCACAAGGGCAAAAGGCCCAACCGCAGCAAAGACCAGCCCUGCACACAGGGAGGUCGCCCAGCGCCAAUACAGCCGCGGCACCCUCAAAGUGCCCUGGCCUGGAAAAGCCCUUUGCCCAGAGGGCCCCUCGCGUCCCUCUUCGGCUCCUGCCGCUCGCUCUUGCCUCGCCGUUCUGCUCUUGAAGACGCUGUCGCUCUUGCCUCGUCGUCCCACGGCUUCUGCCAAUCCCCACAGCCAGAUCCUCGUGCCACCACCCACGCAGCCCCCCAGCCGCCCAAAAGCCUCCAACUUCAGCUGGACUCACCGUCGCGACGUCCGGCGCAGUCCCCCGCCGUGCUGGGAGCCGGGCCCUCUGGGCAAAUGAAGCUGGGCACGCGAGGCAGCGGCCAAGAGGCUGCACCCCUGCUUACAGAGGGCUCAAGCCGCUGCCUGGACUAA